This is a messenger RNA of Aspergillus bombycis, 2580 nucleotides long. RefSeq names its product putative MFS monosaccharide transporter. Gene Ontology annotation, biological process: carbohydrate transport; transmembrane transport. The record is from RefSeq and is a predicted model, not a curated record. Gene Ontology annotation, cellular component: membrane. The coding region runs from base 1 to 2580 and encodes 859 amino acids. NCBI's taxonomy places the organism in Eukaryota, Fungi, Ascomycota, Eurotiomycetes, Eurotiales, Aspergillaceae. The transcript has 8 exons. Gene Ontology annotation, molecular function: carbohydrate:proton symporter activity.
AUGCCUCCCCUUUUGGCAAAUGCCGGGGUUGGUGCUGUGUUAUAUACAUCAUAUCUCCAGGUUCUUGGAGCCUUGUAUGAGCCAGUCUCCCGUGGGGUGAAGCGUAUCUAUCCACCUGCUAGUCCGUUAUGUACAUUUACAGCUGGAUUUGCGGCUGGAGCUCUUCAAUCGAUAGUGGCUGCGCCUUUAGAUGCUCUCCAGGUUCGUCUUCGGGCGAAUGACAUACUUGAAGGCCAGUAUCGGAGCAUGUGGCAUUACGGCCGACAUAAACUCAAACAGAUCGGCAUUCGCGGUAUCUUUGCGGGUUGGAGUCUGUCAUUCUUGCGUGACGCUUUCGGCUACGGCGUCUUUUUCUCAUUUUUCGAGUACAUCAAAUCGCAGGCAUACUAUUCAUUUAUCACCGGAUACUAUGGACCUUUGCGCAUUCAUUAUGUGAAUGAGCUGUUAUCUACUAAGUCCAGUGACCGCGAUGUUCCACUCAUCAAACCUCACUAUACUCUAGAGCCGUGUUUUUUGAUGGCCGCGGGCGUUGCGGCAUCCAUAGCCCAACAAGCAAUACAGCACCCGCUAAGCAUCAUACAGAACCUUCAUGUUGCUCGACUAGAAUAUUUGGAUCAUCAGGCAAGCCUCCACCCUUCCAGGCGGCAGAUGCUACGCCUUUAUUAUCUUGCCUAUCAGGAGACAUACAAACGAUGCAGGAAGAGGGCCACGCGAGCUGGUGGCUGGCGCCAUUGGUUGUUUCGCGGAUUUCCCAUCACGACCGUCAACAUUACUUCGCCAUCUUCGCCGUGUAUUUCCCCGAGCAUACCCUUGCAGUCUCUACAAUACCGGUCUCAGUCAUCUCCUGCGCAGUCUGUGAGAGUACACGAAUCUGCUAGCGAGAAGGGUAGCCGGCGUUCUUCUUUAUCUGUACAGUCUGUCGAGUCUGAGUAUUCUCUCUGGACAGGCACUGGCGACCUAGCUGAACAGCUCGCUAAUGAAGAAGACCCCCUCCGGAUCCGUCUCGGAGAAUCUCUGGAUCGUGAGAUCUCUAGUCGAUUGGGGUCGAGGGCGCGAGUAAAACAGCUGAAACGAGUACAUUACCCUAACGAAAGCAAUCUUGCCACUGAGCAAGCCGAACCCGAGAAGACAAUAGAGAUACCUUGUCCGCCGCCCCGACAUAUUUCGCGGGUUGAACGUCUCCUCGCUGUCAUAAUGUCUCCAGGCAAUCGGCAGACGGCACAAAUGCAUGGCUUGGUUGGGAAGCCACUGCUGUACUUCACUAGUGUCUUUGUAUCUUUAGGCGUCUUUCUUUUUGGCUAUGACCAAGGUGUCAUGUCUGGUAUUAUAACUGGUUGGUAUUUUAAGGAUUAUUUCAACCAACCGUCACGCGCUGCAAUUGGUACGGUUGUUGCAAUCCUCGAGGUUGGAGCCUUUAUAUCCUCGUUACUUGUUGGACGUGUUGGCGACUUGAUAGGGCGUCGCCGAACGAUUCUUUACGGCUCAAUAGUCUUUUUCAUAGGCGGAGCACUGCAGACAUUCGCAAAUGGACUUGCCAUGAUGAUGGUUGGUCGUAUCGUCGCUGGUUUAGGAGUUGGCGCGUUGUCAACGAUCGUACCUGUUUAUCAGUCUGAGAUAUCGCCCCCUCACAACCGAGGGAAGUUGGCGUGUAUUGAAUUCACUGGAAACAUUUCAGGAUAUGCAGCCAGUGUCUGGGUUGAUUACUUUUGUAGCUUCAUCGACAACAACUAUUCGUGGCGUCUACCGUUACUAUGCCAGUGUAUAAUGGGGGCUCUUCUUGGACUAGGAAGCCUCAUUAUAUGUGAAUCACCAAGAUGGUUGUUAGAUAAUGAUUAUGAUGAGGAAGGCAUGGUAGUUAUUGCUAAUCUCUACGGACAGGGAGACUUGCACAAUGACAAAGCAAGACAGGAGUACAGAGACAUCAAAAUGGAUGUUCUUCUUCAGCGGCAAGAAGGUGAAAGGUCUUACACUGACAUGUUCAAGCGCUACAAGAAACGGGUCUUGAUAGCCAUGUCCGCUCAGGCUUUAGCCCAAUUGAAUGGUAUUAACGUCAUCUCCUAUUACGCCCCGCUCGUUUUUGAAUCAGCAGGGUGGGCGGGCCGCGAUGCUAUUUUAAUGACCGGCAUCAAUGCAAUUUCAUACCUCGCAUCCACGGUUCCUCCGUGGUACCUUGUUGACCGCUGGGUUUACUUCCUAUACCCGGAGACUAGUGGCGUUCGUCUUGAGGAUAUGGAUACUCUGUUUGGGGACGCAACUACCGCCAUGCCAACACCCGCCUCUCAAGGAGAACGUGGCUCUCUAAUGAGCGUUGGUUCGCCUGUGCCUUCACUUGACAUACGGCGGCAAUAUGGACAGUUUGGCCCUGAAAAUGCCAUUCCUGGUCUAGAUAUCGAUCCUCCAACCAUCAAUGCUGGAGAGAACGCAAAAGUCGGUCAGCGUGGUUCUCAAGAUGGCGGUGGCCGCCUUGAGGGCCUUGGCGGUUGGAUCUCAAACAUGGUCUCUCGUCAUAAGGGGUCAUCUGGACAACGGCUCCAAGGCACUCAGUAUAGACGCCUUGGGCAAGAUGACGAGAACGAGUAA